This is a messenger RNA of Lactuca sativa (garden lettuce), 3898 nucleotides long. It is a transcript of the gene GHR1, whose product is annotated as Leucine-rich receptor-like protein kinase family protein. Lineage: Eukaryota; Viridiplantae; Streptophyta; Magnoliopsida; Asterales; Asteraceae. Gene Ontology annotation, biological process: protein phosphorylation. The record is from RefSeq and is a predicted model, not a curated record. Gene Ontology annotation, molecular function: protein binding; ATP binding; protein kinase activity.
GUAAAAGAAACAUCAAAGCCCAUUCACUCCACAAGUCCUGUCUUAAAUCACCAUAUCACAUACUCUCUCUCUCUCUCUCUCUCUCUCUCUCUCUCUCUCUCUCACACACACACACACACACACAGAGUGUUCCCCCACGCUUGCUCCGCCGCCGUAACCUCACCCUCACCGCCUCCGACAACCGACGGCAGCGCUCAUAUCUCACCCUUUCAGGUCAUUCUAGCAACUAAAAUGCAGCAAAUCUACACUCUAAGAUUCGUCGAUGCUUCAACCUUUUAUUUCAAGUGAAAAAAAGGGUUUUCGAAACAGUGUUCAAAGUUGUAAAUUCGUCACCACCGCUAGUACGGUUUGAUUUAGGUAAACCCUUUCGAGUUCUGGAUAUAUAGCCUUCAAACCCAUUUGGGGAAGCCGAUAAACCCUACUUUCAAGUCGUAUUGUGUUUGUGAAUGCUGUUAAUCUAAGUUUUUCAGAAAAGUUCAGAGCUACAUUGGGUUUUUUUUGUUCGAUGAAGAAGAUGAUUAGGGUUGUAUUACUGGUUUUGUGUAUUGUUCCUGCUAUGAGUCAGCUUCCUUCCCAGGAUAUUUUAGCAUUACUGGAGUUUAAAAAAGGAAUCAAACAUGAUCCAACUGGGUUCGUUCUUAAUUCCUGGAAUGAAGAGUCAAUCGACUUCAAUGGCUGCCCAUCUUCCUGGAAUGGAAUCAUGUGCAAUGGUGGUAAUGUCGCCGGUGUGGUCCUCGAUCAUCUGUCACUAUCAGCUGACAUCGAUUUGAAUGUAUUCGCAAAUCUCACAAAAUUGGUAACCCUUUCGAUAUCCAACAACUCCAUGACUGGAAAAUUCCCAAACAAAUUAGGCGAAAUGCUUUCGUUUCUCGAUAUUUCCGAUAAUCUCUUCAAUUCGUCUCUCCCACCUGAUAUCGGAAAGGUCAAUAGCUUAAUGAAUCUGUCUUUAGCGGGAAACAGCUUCUCAGGGUCCAUUCCCGAUUGGAUUUCAGAGAUGAGCUCGCUAAAAUCUCUCGAUUUAAGCAGGAACUUAUUCUCUGGUCCAAUUCCACCGUCCAUUACAACGCUAAACAACCUUGUUUACCUAAAUCUAUCAAUGAACGGGCUCACAAAGAAAAUCCCGAAAGGGUUUCAGGACAUGAUAGCGCUUGAAGUUCUUGACCUCCAUGGAAAUACGCUUGAAGGUAAUUUCGACGUUGAAUUCCUGCUUUUUACAACUUCCGUUCACGUUGAUCUUAGUGGGAAUCUGUUAACUUCUUCAAAUCAAGAUGGGAAGUUCUUACCUGGGAUUUCUGACACUGUGAAAUACUUGAAUCUUAGCCACAAUCGGUUAACCGGAUCUUUAGUUUCCGGUGGUUUGUUGAAGUUUGGGAGCUUAGUGAUGAUGGAUUUGAGCUACAAUCAGUUAUCUGGAGAACUUCCGAGUUUUAAUUUUGCAUAUGUUCUUCAAGUUCUUAAGCUCUCGAAUAACCAGUUUUCUGGGUUUAUUCCGAAUGAUCUUCUGAAAGAUGAUUCGUUGGUGCUAAACGAGUUAGAUUUGAGUGGGAAUAAUUUCACAGGUCCAAUGAGUAUGAUAAUGCCAGCAACUCUAAAAGUCCUCAAUCUAUCCAACAAUCAUCUCACGGGUGAGCUUCCAUUGGUGACGGGUGGAUGCACUGUUCUUGAUUUAUCAAACAACAAUUUCGAAGGAAGUUUGACCAAAUUAGUCAAAUGGGCAAACAUCGAGUUUCUUGACCUUAGUCAAAAUCGGUUGACCGGUUCAUUCCCAGAAGUCACAUCUCAAUUCUUGAGGCUAAAUCACUUGAAUCUUUCCCAUAAUUCUCUCAAUUCAACAAUCCCAAAAGUAAUCACAAUGUUUCCAAGACUCGAAUCACUCGAUCUUGCUUCAAAUCAAUUCAAUGGACCUUUCCCGAAUGGAUUACUCUCCAUGCCUACUUUGCAAGAACUUUACAUUAAUGGAAACCAACUUUCGGGAAAUAUCGAUUUUUUUCCGGAUAAUUCCCUAUCGAAUGUAUCCAAGAUUCGGGUUCUUGAUAUUUCUAGUAAUCAAUUCGGUGGCGAGUUUCCGGAAGGUUUCGGUUUGUUAUCGGGAGUUGAAGUUCUAGAUGUUUCCGGAAACAAAUUCACCGGUUCUUUACCAGAAUCUUUAACCGGUCUUACUUCUCUCGUUUCUCUAGAUGUUUCCGGAAACCAUUUCACGGGCCCUCUUUUAAAGAAUUUGUCCGAUAAUUUAACGAGAUUCAACGCGUCUUACAACGAUUUCUCCGGAGUUGUUCCGGAAAAUUUACGGAAGUUUCCGGAAUCUUCCUUCUUUCCCGGAAACUCCAACCUUCAGUUUCCGAAUCCCCCGGCCGGACCAAAAUCCGGUAACUCCACCUCCGGGAAGAAAAAACCGAUCAAAACCGUUUUCAAAGUGCUUGUAAUUGUCGCGUGUGUUAUUGCAGUUGUGAUUUUAAUCCUCCUAGCGGUUUUCAUCCACUACAUGCGCGUUUCACGGCGCCCGGUGGAAGUCGGGACGAAAGACAUCCGCCGCCAUACCGUUGGCGGGAGUGGCGGUGCAACCGCGGUUUCCUCCGGCGAUAUACGAAAAGGGUCGUCAUCGGAGGCGAUUACGCCGGAAAAGAUCGGUGUUGUAGGCGGCGGUGGUGGUGGUGCGGUGGCGAGUUUUUCACCGUCGAAAACGAGCGGUUUCUCGUACUCGCCGGAUUCCGGUGACUCGUACACCGUGGAAAACCUCGCGAGGCUCGAUGUCAGGUCGCCGGAUCGGUUGGCGGGAGAGCUUUACUUUCUUGAUGACACGGUGUCGUUUUCGCCGGAGGAGCUUUCGCGAGCUCCGGCGGAGGUGUUGGGGAGGAGCAGCCACGGGACGUCGUAUCGUGCCACCCUUGAUAACGGUUUGUUGUUGACGGUGAAAUGGUUGAGAGAAGGUGUUGCGAAACAAAGAAAGGAUUUUGCAAAAGAGGCGAAAAAGUUUGCGAAUAUUAGACACCCGAAUGUGGUUGGUUUACGAGGGUAUUAUUGGGGGCCCACACAACAUGAGAAGCUAAUUCUUUCGGAUUAUAUAUCUCCUGGAAGUCUUGCGAGUUUUCUCUAUGAUCGACCGGGAAGAAAAGGGCCUCCAUUGACAUGGGCACAAAGGCUAAAAAUAGCAGUCGACAUCUCACGCGGUCUAAACUACCUCCAUUUUGACCGAGCAAUCCCACACGGAAACCUCAAGUCAACCAACAUUUUAUUAGACGGUCAAGAUCUAAACGCGCGUGUAGCCGAUUACUGUCUCCACCGCCUCAUGACACAAGCGGGGACCAUCGAACAAAUUCUUGAUGCCGGAGUUCUCGGCUACCGGGCCCCGGAGCUGGCGGCAUCCAAGCGGCCCCUACCCUCCUUCAAAUCAGACAUUUAUGCAUUUGGAGUUAUUUUGUUGGAGCUUUUGACCGGAAAGUGUGCCGGAGAUGUGGUGGCGGGGGAGGGUGGUGGUGGGGUGGAUUUGAAUGAUUGGGUGCGGUUGAAGGUGGCCGAAGGGCGGGGUGCGGAUUGUUUUGAGGCGGUGUUGAUGACGGAAAUGGGAACUCCGGCGGCGGAUAAGGGGAUGAAGGAGGUGCUUGGGAUUGCCUUGCGGUGUUUACGGCCGCUUUCUGAGCGCCCGGGGAUUAAGACGGUUUAUGAAGAUCUUUCGUCUAUAUAAAUUAAAUUUAAAAUAGCUAGUUUUUUUUUUUGUUUAAUCUUAUUUUUUUUUAUGGUGUUAGAUUAGGGAUUGAACUGGGAAUCAAUAGUUCAUUGUUCCUUUUUUUUUUUGAAAUCUUUUUUUGGUGAUUUCUGAAGGUAUGUUUUUGGGUUGUUUGUAAUCAGAUUUUACCAAAAAAUUGGUUGGUUUUAUGGUAUGUUUGGAGGGGUUUGAAAA